UCAUGUGACGGGGGAGGGGGGGGGCCGGUGAGCGCCGCUUUAUGUGAGGGCGGCCGCUGUCACUCUCUCACUGACAAACAUGUCGGCUCGGCGGGAUCCUCGGCCCCCGGCCCUCACGCACUGGCUCUGCCUCCUCGCCCUCUGCUGCCUGUCGGAUGCGGCCGAGUCCUUCGAUCGCACGGCUCUAUGCGGGUAUACAUGGGAAGCUAUAGAUUCAGAAAAGGGAAUACAUUACAAAAUAAACCUCUGUCAGUCUAUAGAUUGUGGGGUUCCGAGUGCCAUCUGUGCCUAUGACGUCUCAAAAAAAACCAACCAGUCAGUAGGUGAUUUUGCUUUGAACAGCAGUGCAGGGAACCACAUUGAAUUCAAUACUACCAAGAAAUGUUCAGACCAAAGUACCCAGCCUGUACAAAGUAGCAUCAAUUUCCUUUGUGGAAAAACCUUGGGUACUCCUGAAUUUAUCACUGUUUCGGAAUGUGUCCAUUACUUUGAGUGGAAAACCUUCGGAGCUUGCAAGAAGAGCACCUUUAAACCCCAGAAAGAGGUCCCGUGUUAUGUUUUUGAUGAAGAUUGGAAGAAACGUGAUUUGAAUCCACUGAUAAAGACCUCUGGAGGUUAUUUGGUCAGUUCUCCUGAUGAUGAUGACUUGUACAUCAACAUUUGUAGAGAUAUAGGUGGCUCGAGUGGCAACACCUCAAGUUGUAUAGCCGGGAGCAGUGCUUGCCUGUUGAAAGGAUCAGUUGCUUAUGAUGUUGGCCAGCCAGCUGAAGGUUUAAAACUGGUUGGUAAAGACAGGUUAGUUCUUCAUUAUACCAAACCACAUGCUGAAACCAAAAACCCUGUGUUUUGUGGCAUUCAUCAACCUGCAGUCACCAUUACAUUAAUCUGCCCAUCAGGAAGAAGACAGGGUGCAGAGCCUCAGCUAAUAACCAGCACCAACUGUCGGUAUGAGAUUGAAUGGAUUACUGAAUACGCUUGCCCCAAGGAUUACCUGGAGAGCCAUAGCUGUAUCCUCAACAAUACCCAGCACAACAUUGAUAUUGACCUGACACCCCUCAAGUUAACUGCUGGUUCUCCUCCCUACGUCACUAGGUCCAGCGAUGGAACUGAUGAAUAUUACUAUUACCUGAAUGUCUGUGGAGAAGUAAAGGCUGGCAACUGUAAUGAUCAAAGGGGUUUUGUAUCCUCUUGUCAAGUUAAACACGAUGGAACUUUAAGUAAGGUUGCAGGGAGGUUUCAAAAUCAGACGCUGAGGUAUUCAGAUGGUGACCUUACAUUAACCUACACGGAUGGAAAUUCGUGCAGCUCUGGAUUCCGGCGGAUGACUAUAAUAAACUUUCAUUGUAAUGAAUCAGCUGAUAAUAAAGGCAAAGGUGGUCCAGAAUUUGAUACUGAAGUGGAUUGUACAUAUAUCUUUAACUGGGGAACAAAGUAUGCAUGUGUCGAACAGAAAAACCUCGUUUGUAGGACUUCUGAUGGAAAGAAACAUUAUGACCUUUCACGUUUAACAAGAUAUUCGGCUGUGGAAGUUGCUGAGUCUGACAGUACACACAACUGGGAGGCAGUGUACGGUAGUAAGGGCACACCUAACCGAAGGCAGCUCUACAUUAAUGUAUGUCACCAAAUACUUCAGGAUGGGGGAGCCGUGGGAUGUCCUGACGAUGCAGCAAUCUGUGCCAUUAGUGGGAGUCAAAAAAAGAGUCUUGGAAAAUUUGUUUCAGCUCCUAAAAUAGUUGGCAAUAAUAUUCAGCUCACAUACUCGGAUGGUGAUCUCUGUGACAAACGUAAAAAUAUUCGAAUCAAAACCAUCAUCACUUUUGUGUGUAAACCUGGGGAUCUGGAGAGGCCUCCUAUUGUAAAGAACUCUGAAACUGAUAGCUGUUUAUAUGAAAUUGAAUGGCACACUGCUGCUGCUUGUGUCCUAUCAAAAAAACAGGGAGAUCACUGUAGGGUUUCAGAUCCAGAGGCUGGCUUUUCACUUGACCUUUCACCACUGACUAAACUGGGAACUGCAUACGAUGUUACUACUCCAAAAUACAACUUCUAUUUAAAUGUCUGUGGUAAUGUAUCACAGGAGUUGUGUCCACCCAAUGCUGGUGCCUGUCAGGUAGAUUCAAGCAAUAAGAAAGCUUGGAACCUAGGAUUCUUCAACUCCAAGCUGACAUACUAUGAUGGGAUCAUUCAUCUGACCUAUACAAAUGGAACACCCUAUAACAGCGUUCAACAUACUCAGCGUUCCACGCUCAUAACGUUCCUGUGUGAUUGGGAUGCAGGAGUAGGGCAGCCUGAAUUUCAGGAGGAAGACGACUCCACUUACAACUUCAAGUGGUACACCAGAUAUGCCUGCCCUGAGGUGCCCCUAGAGUGUAUAGUGACUGAUGAGGAAAACAAACAACAGUAUGACUUGUCAAGUUUAUCCAAGUCUGAAGACAAGGAUGAAAGCAACUGGUAUGCCAUGGACACCACUCCAAAACAACAUAAGAAGUAUUACAUUAAUAUCUGCCGACCUUUGAACCAUGUCCAAGGUUGUGACCAUUAUGCAGCAGUUUGCAAGAUGCGAUAUGAAAGUGAAUCGGACAUGAUUUUUGAGAAAGUGGCCAUCAGUAAUCUUGGAAUUGCCCAAAAUGGUCCCAAGCUGGAAGGAGUGGGUCGAGUUCUUUUGGAAUAUACAAAUGGUUCAAUAUGCUUGAAUUCAGAUGGCAAAACUCUCUUCUACACUACCCGUAUCCAUCUGAGUUGUUUAAGAGGUUCAACGUCCACUGGUCCAAGGUUUGUUAAUGACAUCGACUGUGUGGUCACGUUUUUGUGGGAAACUGAAGCAGCCUGCCCGAUCACAACAGCGAAGAACGAGAACUGUUCAGUGAAGGAUCCCAACACUGGUUUUAUCUUUAACUUUCUGCCUCUGUCUUCAAAAAAUGGUUAUAAAGUGAGUGGAAACCAAGCAACCUUUAAGCUUAACAUCUGCGGUAGUUUAAGUGAAUGUGGGAAAUUUGGUGAACAGUCUGCAGCUGGAUGUGAGAUUGAAAAAAAUGCACCAAUACGGCAAGUUGCACUGGAAACGGAUCUUGAGCUUUCUACUGAUGGUCUCAUAACCCUCACUUACAAAGGUCCAUUCGUGGCAGAAGCAGGGACUCAGGAUAAAUUCAUUAUCCGUUUUGUUUGUGAUCCUGAUUCCUACCCUGGGACACUCAAGUUUCUGCGUGAAGAAAUUGGUGUUGCUCUACAUGUGCAUGACACCUACUUUGAAUUUUACACAGCAUUGGCUUGUUUCCCAGCCCCCGUGGACUGUCUUGUUAGUGAUUCGGCUGGUAAUCUGUAUGACCUGAGUGACCUUGCAAGAGACCGUAGUCCUUGGAUUGCAGUGGAUACAACUCAAGAUAGGAAAAAACGUACAUUUUAUCUCAAUGUGUGCAAACCUUUACCUCCAGUGCCCGGUUGCCCUGGUGGUGCUAUAGGAUCUUGCGUAAAAUAUGCUGACAAAAGCCAGAAUCUCGGUUAUGUUCAGAUGAGUCCACAGGCUGGAACUGAUGGCUCCCUCAGUAUUGUGUACUUAAAUGGUGAUGUUUGCAAAGCCAACCAGCGAUAUUCUACACGUAUCCUCUUCCAGUGUGAUGAAACUGCAGGAUCCCCUGUAUUUGAAGAAUCAGAUGAGUGUGAAUUUCUUUUCGUGUGGAGAACACCAGCUGCCUGUUCGAUUGUUCGGGCUAGUGGUGAAAAUUGUAGGGUUAAGGAGCCAAAAUAUGGUUAUGAGCUUGAUCUGAAUCGUCUUGCCCACAAGAAUUACCAAGUGAAUACUGACAAAUAUACGUAUCACUUCAGAGUGUGUGACCACUUAAAUGGACACGAAUGCAAUGCUGCCCAUAGAAGUGGGGCAAAUGCAGUGUCUGCAUGUCAGGUGCAGAAGGAUAACCCCACAGCCGACAAAACUGCAGGGCUCAUUACCCAUAACAUAAUCUAUGAAGAUGGAUUGAUAAUGAUUAACUACACCAAAGGGGAGAAGUGCCACAAAAUAUAUGAACGAUCCACAGCCAUCCUGUUCUACUGUGACCACAGUCAAAAUCCGGGAGAACCAAAGUUUUUGAGAGAAACUUCAGACUGUACGUACUUGUUUGAAUGGCACACUUCCUAUGUUUGUCCGCCUUUCACAUCCAUCGAUUGCACUUUAAGAGACGAUGAUGGGAAUUCUUACGACCUUACACCUUUGUCCCGAUAUCGAGAUAACUGGGAGAUCCUAUCAAUAGAUAAUGGGCAGAAGUACUACAUCAACGUCUGCAAGUCUUUGGUCCCUCAAAAUGGGAGUUGGGUCUGUCCGCUUAAUGCUGCUGCCUGCCUAAAGAAUGGCACCAAGUACAUAAACCUUGGGACAGUAGCUGGAGGGCCAAAGUGGGAACAUGGCCUGCUUGUCCUACACUAUCAAAGUGGUGACAGAUGUCCUGAUGGAAUUCGCAACAAGACAACAAUCAUACGUUUUCAGUGUGAUGCAAAUGCAAUUGACACAAAGCCAAAUCUAAUCACUGCCAUUGAAGAUUGUGUGUACACGUUCUUGUGGUUCACGGCUGCUGCUUGCCGAGUAACUGAAAAUGUGCAUGACCGGUGCACUGUGACUAAUCCAAUUUCAGGACAUUCAUUUGACUUGAAUCCUUUGAGAAGAAAUCAGAACCACAUCAUUUAUGACAGCAAGAUCCAAGGAAAUUUUGUUGCCCUGCAAAUAUGUGAUAAGGUGUCUGGCACAAGGUGUUCAGGAAAUGAUGUUGGUGUGUGUAUUACUGACCGGCAACGUUCAAUCAAUGCAGGGAGAUUUAAUCAGAAAUUGACUUAUGCUGAUCAGGUGCUAAAGCUCACCUAUAGUAAUGGUGACCGUUGCUCAAGCAAUCCAUCGCUUAACCACAGAAGUAUCUUCAGUUUUGUUUGUGGUUCUGGUGUCACCACAGAACCUGUCCUUGUGGCUUCAGAUGAGAAGACAUGCACACAUUACUUUUCUUGGCACACACAGCUGGCCUGUGAACAUGAGGUGAAGUGCUCAGUGAUGAAUGGCACUUCUGUUAUUGACCUGAGUCCUCUGAUCCAGAAGACUGGAUACUACUCUGCAAUUGAUGAGGAUAUUGUAGAUGGUCGGGAUGAUACGCCUAACUUUUACAUCAACCUUUGCCAGCCACUGAACCCUAUUCCAAAUGUUGUGUGCCCCCCUGGAGCAGCUGUGUGCAUGGAUCCAGUGAAUGGGCCCCCUGUGGAUAUUGGUCGCAUCUCGUGGCCCCCACAGAUCAAUCGAAUAACUCAGGAGGUUUACAUUUCUUUUACCAGCAAUACAACUUGUGAAGCCAACAAAUUGCUCAACUAUGACUCCCUCAUUGCAUUUCACUGUGUCCGAGGCAUAGACCUGGGAAGACCAAAGAUGAUGCGACAAUCUGAAUGCAGCUAUGUCUUUGAAUGGGGAACUCCGUUGGUCUGCCCAGAUUCUGUGAUGACAUCUGGCUGCUCGCUGACUGAUGAGCAGCUACAGUACACUUUCAAUCUGUCGGUUUUGACUGGAGGAAAAUACAAGAUACAAUCUGAAAAACAAAUCUAUUACCUUGAUGUAUGUGCAGCAGUAUCUGAUCUACCAGGGAAAAAGUGCAAGGACAGUGCUGUGUGCUUGUUAUCUGGCAACAAAGCGGUUUCGUUUGGGAAUCCCAAAGCAAUGACUUUAGAAUACAUACACCAGGAUAAUGCUAUAGUUAUGCACUAUGGCAGUGGUGACCCGUGUCCAAAACGAACUACAGAUGGAGGAUUUUGCAUAUUUCCUUUCAUAUUUAAUGGAAAUCAUUAUACUGAUUGCACAGUGGAUGGAAGAAGUGAUGGGCGCCUGUGGUGUGCAAAAACUGAGGACUACGAUCGGAACAAAGAAUGGGGAUUCUGUGUAAAUGAGUAUUCAAUAACCAACACUCGAUCAUCAGCCAUCAUCUUUAAGUGUGACGAAAGCGCUGACAAGGGAACACCUACAAUACUGAGUGAAACCCUUGAUUGUACUACAAUUUUUGAAUGGAAGACUAGUGCAGUCUGUCCACCCAAACGGAUGGAAUGCAAGAUAAUAUAUAAUCACAAAAUCUAUGACUUGAGAAUGCUUUCAUCUCUUACUGGAUCGUGGCAGUUUGCUUAUCGUGGUGAUGCGUUUUACAUAAACCUCUGUCAGGGUGUUCGGGAAGGACCCCCAGACUGCCCUGCACACGCCAGUGUGUGUAGAGUUCGGAAUGGUGAAACAAAAGUUUUAGGAAUCGUUUAUACUCAAAAGAUUACCAUUCAAGAUGAGAGAGUUUAUGUUAAUUACUCAAAUGGUGAUUUAGUGUGUAACAAUGGCAACCGUGCAACAACUAUUCUACUUCUGCAGUGCUCCUCAACAGGCAGCUCACCAAUGCUGCAAAGGAUUGAUGAAGAGAAAUGUGAGUUUUCAAUCCUAUGGCAGACUCGUGCAGCCUGUGCUGUCAAACCCCAAGUGGUCAAAAUGGUGAAUGGAACCAUUGUCAACCAAUCAACUGGCCAGACAGUUGAUUUGUCAGCUAUUUAUUCCAAGUUUUAUAGAGCUGCAGGUGAUAUACGAUCAAAUGGUGACCAAUAUAUCUACGAUAUUCAGCUUUCUGGGAUCAAGGAUCCUGAACACUCUGCCUGCCGUGGCUCCAACAUCUGCCAGAUCAAAUCUAAUAAUGUCUACUUUAGACGCAUUGGAGAAACCUCUGAAGCAACUUACUAUUUUGAAGAUGAUGACGUGGACAUAUUGAUUUCUUCCAAUUCUCCCUGUGGGAGAGAGAAGUCCAAGAAUGUCUCCUCUACAAUAUCUCUCCACUGCAGUCAGUCAGCGGGGGAAGGUAAACCUGAUUUCCUCCACGAGACCUUGGACUGUCAGUACCAGUUUUCAUGGUAUACAUCAGCUGUCUGUGCAUUUGCGCCAGACAUUUCAGGAAAUUCGGGUAAACUGCCAAAUGGAGAUAGUCACACGGGCUUGUCUGGAAGGAGCCGAGCUGUUGGAGCGAUGCUCAGUGUAUUGCUGGUGGUACUGACUGCUUGUUUGCUGAUCCUGUUACUCUACAAACGGGAAAGAAGGGAAAUGGUUCUACAGAAAAUGACUGGUUGUUGUAGGAAAGGAUCUGGUGUUUCAUACAAGUAUACGAAGAUUAAUGGAGAAGAGGAGGGGGAUGAUAAUGAGACUGAAUGGCUUAUGGAAGAAACUACGUCAUCUGAGAAUGGACAGAUGUCAGCAAAGGAAAGUCAUGGAAAUGGUCUGAACCAUGUCACCACAAAAACUGUGAAUGCUGAUGUCUUGGGAUCAUUUGCAUUAGAUGAUCAGGACAGUGAAGAUGAAGUCUUGACAGUCCCCCAAGUGAAAAUCAACUCCACCAGGACGCAAGAGUCCAAGAAUGCAAGCAGUCCUUGGCAUGGGCAAAGGAAGUCAUUCCACAAUGGGAGUGAUGAAGAUUUGAUUGAGUUACAUAAAGAAAGGAAGGAGAGCAAGAAAAAAAGCAAAACUAAUCAACAAAAAAAAAUGAAUGGCAAGGCAAACAACUCAGCAAAUUUCACUUCGUUUCAUGACGACAGUGACGAAGACAUGCUGAACGUUUAACUCUUGUGCCUGUCUCCUGGUGAGCCAGAUGGGACGCCCAGCCCUGUAGAUUGGGAGGAAAUCUGCCUGUCAUGCACUCUGCUGAAUGUUUGGACUUGAUUUCUGCAAGUUAUACGAGAGAAGGGACCUGCAUAAACACUCCUGAUUGUUUACAAUGAUGUGUAAAGACAAAUUUUUUGCUGAAUUCUUAGCAGUUGCCUAAAGGAUAUUUAAAAAAAAGCUUGUGCACAUGACCAUUUCUUUGGGGACAAUAUUUGUUGACUCCCAAGUUUUGCAAAGAGCUCUGCCACGGUUUCUUUAACUUUGUUCAAACUGUUUUUUUCCAAGAGGAGGGGAGGAAAGUUGAGUAAAAAGAAUGUGUUACUGUACAGCCGAGUAUGUUCGAUUUAGCUUCCAUGAAGCACUGCCCCCAUAAGUUAUUUAUUGGAAAUAAAAUAAUUAGCGCAGGUUAAUGGAUACUGAUCCUUUGAUCUUCCUCCCAGAUGAGAAAUGGUAUUAUUAUAAUGUGAUGUAGGGAAGUACCAAAGAUUUGGAUCUGAUCAGCCUUUGGGGGGGCGUUAUGUUUACCUUUGUUUUCCUAAUCAAUUUUGGGGGAAAGGAAACGAUAGACCAAAUAUUAGUAAUUUGCACUAUUUCAGUGAAAAUAUUAUUAUGUGCAGGUAUAUAAGCCAGCAGGAAUGAGGUAUCUGUCAGAUCCAGGCCUUUUGCACAGCCCUCUGCCAACUGUGCUCAAAAUUAUUAUUCGCCAUACUUUGAUGGGUUGGUGCCAAAGUGUGGGUAGAAAUGUGUUGGGCAGAUGUUUUGCUGACUUUUUGUAUGUACUUCUGGUUUGGGUUCAGAGACUCUUUUUAUUCGUCAAUCAAAGGUUUGUGAUUUUUGUUUCCUACUUCCAGUUUGAUAAUUCUGUUGUAAUGUACAUUUCAAUAAAAGAUGAAAUAACCCCAUUUUAGUUCUGCUCCAUGUAACAUUUUUACAUGUAAAAUUGUCUGGUCAUUUUGUCAGCAAAAUAAAAUAUUGCCUUUUCUUGUCAUUCAAAAGCA
This is a messenger RNA of Callorhinchus milii (elephant shark), 8631 nucleotides long. RefSeq names its product insulin-like growth factor 2 receptor (gene igf2r). The coding region runs from base 80 to 7591 and encodes 2503 amino acids. Gene Ontology annotation, biological process: lysosomal transport. Gene Ontology annotation, molecular function: D-mannose binding; signaling receptor activity. The record is from RefSeq and is a predicted model, not a curated record. The transcript has 48 exons. Gene Ontology annotation, cellular component: trans-Golgi network. Lineage: Eukaryota; Metazoa; Chordata; Chondrichthyes; Chimaeriformes; Callorhinchidae.